AUGAUUAUGCUUUUUGAAAUAGUUCGACGCCUUGCUACGGUGGACAAGACGAGCGAAGAGAAGAAAGAAUUUGACGUCCUUCCGAUUGGCAGCGUCAUCGCAAGGUUGGUAAAAUUGUUGGAGCAUGGCGAUAAUAAGACGUGCAAAUUUAAAGAUGUCUUAAUUGCAAAGGAAAAGUUCCGCUGCCACACGAGAAGACUCCAAGAAAGGAGGAAAGCAAUCGACAAGAUCAACAAGACCACUUUGGAUAUCUCGAAGAAAAGGAAGGAGGAGCUUGGCACGGGAAUUAAUCAUCCCCUCAAAGAGCUUGAAGAAAUGUUCCGAUCAGAUACAAAUGUGCCUGACAAAAAAAGUGAAGAAUCUGAACUUGCGGGAGAGGAAACAUCUGCCGAUGACGAGUGA
This is a messenger RNA of Pocillopora meandrina, 402 nucleotides long. Lineage: Eukaryota; Metazoa; Cnidaria; Anthozoa; Scleractinia; Pocilloporidae. The record is from the annotation of a GenBank genome assembly.